AUGCAUCCCAAGGCUCGAAUCCACGCCGACCCGGUGCGCGAGGUUGACCACUUCGACUGCCUGCCGGAUUCGCUCGUCCUGCUGAUCCUGAACAAGGUCGAGGACGUGCGAUCGCUCGGCCGGUGCUACGCCGUGUCCAAGCGCCUCUGUGGGCUUGUUCCCCUUGUCCAUGAUGUGUAUGUCAAGAUUGACCGCGUCGUGGCGGUCGACGGCGACGCCGAGGACACGCUCAACCUGUCCUCGCCGAAGCCUCGGAACAUCUUCUCGCACUUCCUGAAGCUGAUGCUCCUCACAAUCAUCAAGCCGUUCCACAACAUGCGAAACCCUAAUGGUACUGGGAGGCCAUUGUUCCCGCAGCUCUCGCAGCACUCGCCAGCACAGGUGCUCAGGAACUUCACGCACGUCAGGAAUCUUCGGAUUGAGCUCCCCUCUGGGGAUGUGGGUACUGAGGAGGGAGUUCUCCUGAAAUGGCGGGCAGAGUAUGGGAGCACACUUCAGAAUUGUGUGAUCCUGGGGGGUACCCGGGUUGACCGCAAGCCUGUUGGUGGAGAGCAUGAGCCAUCUUUGGAGGAUAAUGGAAGCAUGCCAGAGUCUUUCUAUACCAAUGGCGGCCUGAAACUUCGUGUCGUCUGGACAAUCAGCUCUCUAAUUGCGGCAUCAACGAGGCACUAUCUUCUCCGCUCAGUCAUCAAUGACCAUCCCACACUUUGGAGCUUGGUACUAACAGAUGCCGAUGGCCAAGGCACAUUGUCCAUGGGGGCAGAGCAGCUGAAGGAGUUCAGAGAGAACCAGUUGUCUGCCUCGGCAUGUUCCAACAGGACUCAGGUCCCAGCUUGCAACAUGAAGCUCAAGUACACUCCAUAUCUUGAGCUGCCUGGUGGCAUGGCGUUGCAAGGCGCUACUUUGGUGGCUAUCAAACCCUCACCUGAGGGAAGCAAUGGAAGCCACCCUAACCGUAAGGAGGCUGACGGAUUUGUCUUUGGAGCAUUUGAUGGGCCAUUUAAGGCUGCUGUGAAGGCACUGAUGAAGAGACGCACUUACCUUCUGGAGAUGAAUGGCUUCUAG
Messenger RNA from Miscanthus lutarioriparius, 1065 nucleotides. Lineage: Eukaryota; Viridiplantae; Streptophyta; Magnoliopsida; Poales; Poaceae. The record is from the annotation of a GenBank genome assembly.